CGUAUGUUUUUCCCGGACAGGGAGCGCAAUUCAAAGGCAUGGGGAAGGAUUUGUAUGAUGCUUCAGCGCUUGGACAAGAACUUUUUCAAAAAGCCAAUGAAAUACUCGGUUUCGACAUUGCAGAUAUAAUGUUUAAUGGAACAGACGAAGAUUUAAAGAAAACCGAAGUUACACAACCGGCUGUAUUUAUUCAUUCGAAUACACCGCAAAUGGUGGCCGGUCAUUCGUUAGGCGAGUUCUCGGCUUUGGUGGCUAACGAAUGCUUGUCGUUUGAAGACGGUUUAAAAUUGGUUUCCUUACGGGCAAAAGCUAUGCAAAAAGCGUGUGACCUUCAGCCUUCAACAAUGGCUGCUGUUUUGCGUUAUCAGGAUGAAAAACAGAUUGAAACUAUUUGUGCUGAAAUUAAAGAAGAAGUUGUUGUGCCUGCUAACUAUAACUGUCCUGGGCAAUUGGUAAUUUCAGGUUCUGUUGCAGGUAUAGAUAUAGCCAUUGAUAAAUUAAAGGAAGCAGGUGUUGGUCGUGCUUUAAAAUUACAAGUAGGAGGGGCUUUUCAUUCACCAUUAAUGGCUCCUGCCCGGGAAGAGUUAGCGAAAGCAAUAACAGAUACAACGUUCAGUGCACCCAUUUGCCCUGUUUACCAAAAUUGUAAUGCAAAAGCUUCGUCUGUGGCGGCAACUAUAAAGCAAAACUUGAUUACACAGUUAACGGCUCCUGUGCUUUGGACACAACUUGUUCAACAGAUGGUAGCUGAUGGCGCUCAAGAAUUUAUUGAAUGUGGCCCCGGAAACGUACUUCAAGGACUGAUUACAAAGAUAGACGCGAGUGCGAUUACAUCAAAAUUG
Molecule: messenger RNA, 842 nt
Organism: Darwinula stevensoni
Lineage: Eukaryota; Metazoa; Arthropoda; Ostracoda; Podocopida; Darwinulidae
Source: the annotation of a GenBank genome assembly